AUGACUGAGACUCGUGUUGUUCCAAGCGGAAAGAUUUACCGGCAAAUGUUUGACGCUCAGGCUCACUUGUCACUGUCUCUUCAUGAGGGGAAGAGGAGGAGGCAUGCUGCACAUGCAGGUUGUUUGAGUGAGGACAACACCGUUAGUGGAAACACAGGUACUGGAUACCAUUUGCAUCCUCUAAGGAGUCAAAAUGGGGAUGAGCAGUGCUCUGAGGACAUCAUGAGAAACCAGCUGUUUUCUGGAACAAAGUCUUUAUUAAGUGUGAACCAGGUUGAUCAUGAAGAGAUCAGAGGACUGCCUGACAGAGUUGUUUCUAUAAAGACCGACUCAGACAUCAUUGAGCGGCUCAUUGAGAAAAAACAAAGGGACCACACAGAAGCUGUCACUCAGCUUCAGAUGGAUUUUACUGAGCUCAGUGUGGGGUUUGAGUCAUUGUUAAUAGACACUGGAGAAGAUUUCCUUCUCAAACUCUCAGAAUAUGAUGAGGAAGUGGAGAGACUGAUGCAGAAAACAGAACACAGUGGAGAUUUAAUAGCCUUCAGCUAUCAGGAUCUACAUGAGAUUUGGACCUCUGUGAGCCAUAAAUCUGCUAUGAGGAGAAAUUGUAUCCAGGAGUUGGAUGAGCUCUUUGUCAAAUAUGAGAGUGAAAGAGCAGCAGUGAUCACUGCAAUCCUAAGCAAAUACACAAAAAAGCUUGAAAAAAUCAGUUAUGUUAUGCCAAGUGAUGUCCACAGACUUAUUAAUAAUGAAGCUAUGAUGAUAAAUCAGGCAUUACUGGCCAACAGACGAGCUGUUGCAAAAUUGCAUUUGAACCUGAUGGAGAAGAAUUUGCAGAAAGAGGUUCAGUGCCACUUCAGAUGGGAGACAAAUCUUCAGAACUGGAAAAAAAUCAAGGCCGUCGCUGAACUUAGCCAGUUUAAAGACUUUAUGAACAGCCCUGAGACUCAAAACCCUAAAAAUGUACAAGAGACUUUAAACACCAUGCGGACAAAACAAAAAGCAUACAGCAAACAGCGCCUCAACAUCCUGGAGCAAGUCAGAAAUAUGACCCCACCAAACUGUUCAAAGUCAUUAGCUGCUGAAUGGUACUCCUCUUUAUCUUCGGUGAAUGAGCAAAUUGAUUUCACGCACACAGAGACCAUGACAAAACUGCAUGAAUAUUAUGAGAGUGCCUGGCAAGACUGUUACCUGGAAGUUGGACGCUUUGAGACUAAAGUGUCUAGCUAUGGAGUCACCUCAGAUGAGAUACAGCACAUUGUUAAUAGUGAGAUGGUGCCUCUUAUUGGCAAGUGCCAGACUCAAGCAGAGGAGCAUUUACAAGCAAUGAAAAAAACAUUUGACGCUUUGUCCAAAACUGCUGCGUUCUUGAGUAAGUUUUUGUUCGAGUUUGUGCAUGGAGCAGCUAACGUUUGGGAGGUACACAGUGCACAUCUGCAGGGGGUAGAGCAGCAGCUGCAGGAUUCACUCAAAGAAGUCAGCAAGAACUUUGAAGAAAAGAAUCAAAAAAAAGAGGCUCAGCUGGAUGUGAUGAUGGACAAACUCAGGCAGGAAAGUACAGAAAAGGCCCUCAAAACUAGAAUGGAGCAGAUCCUUCACCUUUUAGAGGAAAUUAAAGAAGGGUGUACCAAUUUCUAUAAGCAAGGAGUUCAUAGAGUGGAGAGUUAUCCUGAAAUGGUCCUUAAAGAAAUACAUGCAUACAGCAUAGCAGUCAGUCAGUACUUCAAAGUCAAUGAAGUAUACAGUCAGGAUGCUGAGGAGCUUCAGAUACUUUAUCCUGCAUUUAUUCCUAUUGCAUUUCACAUAUCUUGCAUAAAGAAGUCAUCACCCUCAGAGAAUGUUGAUUGUUUCUCACAGGAUAACAGAGACUCUCAGAACAAUGAAACAUUUACUACUUUAAAGGGAAAUGUCUACAGCUGCCCUGUCAUACAUGAUGAUGAUGAUGAAGAGCAUUUGAAUGCUAUGGAAGUGGAAGCGGCUUUGUUUCCAAAAAGUCUUAUUGUUGAAUUGCAAAGAAAUGUGAGAGAGGAAUUCUUUAAUCACCUUGAGGAGAGGAAUCAGGAGGUUCUGAAUCACACAGUGACCAUUGUGGAAGCUAAAAAAGAGAAGCUGAGGUCUGAACUAGACCUCCGCCUCCAUCUCCAUCAGUCUCGAGCCAAGAGGAUUGAAAUGGACGUUCACAAUGUCCGGGCAGCUGAAUUGAUCUUGCAUCAAGAUCGUGUGGAUAGACACUGCAACGGUGUUCUACAGGCUCUUGCUGAUUUGCGAUCUGACUUCAACAGCUUCCAGGUCACACAGCGCGAAAUAAAUGAAAACUUUCGUACAAAAAUCUACAGAAUGGAAGACACAUUAUACACUGCUACCAAGUCUGACAUGCUGGUAAAACUCAGGGCUUCACUACAAAUCACCUUCGAUAAACACAUCAAUGAAAACCAGGAAUUACAGAGGCAGUUUAGACAAAAUCUGGAGAUCAGAUUAGAGGGUCUUAGAGAGGCCAAUGCAAAAUUAAUGAAACUUUUCAAGCUGUUUGCUGAAGGUGGUAAUUUUACCCCCGAAGAGAUUGAGCAAUACAGAAAGCAUCUGGAAAAGAUGGCUAAGUGCAUUGACACAGCUGAUGCGGCUCUAAUGCAGGACAUGGAGGGCACAGAGUCUAAAUGCCUGGACAAGGCAAAAGAGGUCAUCAGUAUGUUUGAAGAGAAGCUCCAGUCUCUAAAAGUGGAUCUAAUGUUUCUGGAGAAAAUCCAAAGAGUACUCACAAACACCCAAGUCCAGAUUAAGUCAGAGGCCAUGAAGAGCAACACUCACAAAAAAAUUAUCAACACUGUGAUGAAUGAACUGAAAGAGAGGGUCCAUGCCUACACCCAAAGCAGCCUGGAUAACAGGGUAACAUCUGGUGACAUUUUUAGUUCAACUUCAUCCCUGAUAGGAGAACUCAGAAAGAGAAGUCAGUAUUUGGACUGUUAUCUGAACCCUUCGAUGGCUGUUCCACUGCCUGAUGCUCCUCUGCAGGGGGCUUUUGCCGUGGCUGCACGUCUACGGUCCCGUAAGCAGGAGAAAGGGGGGAGCCCCUGCUCAGAUCCCCUUCUCCAGCCCAGCUGCAUGGGAGCUGCCUUCAUGGAUGACAAAGCAGUGGAGGUGAUCAGAGGACUGCUAAGUAUAAGCAAACCUCAGAGCUGCCAAGAGUUCAGUGAGGAGUUUAAAGAGACAAACUCGGCAACAGUAACAGCUUCUGUCCGUCCAAGCCCACUACCAGGGUCUGGUCAAAGAUCAGGGAAGAAUAGGAACCUGUCCGGCUUAGGGUCUCUGCGCAGGAAAUCAGCUGACUCACUCAACUCACACAGUGUGAGGAGGAUGACCAGACCUACACGGUUUGAUCAGAGAUUCCAAGUAUUUGGCCCUAAACCUGAUGAUCAAAAGGAAACCCUCACUUUUAAGGGCUUCAUCACUAACAUUCUGUGGGAAGCCAAUGACCUUCUCCUUCAGGUGGCUGAGGAAUUCUACAAGAAAAAGGGGCGCCAAUUAGUCAGCCGUCCUCAGUAUAUUCUGGAAUCAUUUGAGUUGUGUGCUGAGGACAUGAACAAAAGACUCCUUGUCUAUCAGAGCCAAUCUCAUGAGUACCACCAUGGCUGUGUACAAGAGUUCUGUAAGCAGUUGAAAGCCAUUGAGGAGAUUGUCUGUGAUAUACCUAAAGCGCUUCUAACAAAACUGAGGGAUCAGCAUUUGGAGGACCUGAGCAAGAGUUUGUCCCUCAUCCGUCAGCAGUUUAAACAGACUCAGCAACAAAGUGAUCAACAGAGGAGAAAACACAGGGGUCAGCUGUCUGUACGUCUGAGCCACCCGGCUUGUGAAGAAGAACUGAACAGGCUGGUUACAGCUGAGGAUGACAGGCAGGAGGAACAGAGGAAGGCUAUUGAGAAUAACAGACUGGAACUCCAGGCCUGCAUUAAGAAGAAUGCAGAUGAGUUUGUGACUGCACUUGCCACAUUGACAGAGAGUUUACUCUUCCAGUUUGACAACAUACUGACUGUCGAUGAGAUCCAAGGUGGAUCAGUAGAACCACAGCGGGAAAGCAUCACAAAACCUGUUCGUCAAACACAAGCAGGUACUCUACAGGAGGAGCAUGAUAAGAGACAUUUAUUGGCGAGAGGGAGCAGAGCAUGGCCAGGCAUCAGUUACCUUGGAACCACCGAUGGUUCAUCUGUCAAGCAACAGAAACAAAAGACCACCACCAUCACUACAGCUAAAACUACAUUGGCACAGCUUAAGGUUAUGGAGGUUCGAAAUGCACUGCAUCAGAAUUAUGAGCAGAGAAUCAUGGGGGAGUUUGAGUGCGUGCAGAAAUUCAGGCAGGAACAGGAGGCAGAGAUGUUCCAUUGGCAAGAGCACUGGAGAGAAGAACUGAAGACCCUUGCUACACUCAAAGCAGAAUGACUGAGUGACUAGCAGAUCUUCUGUGUCAGGAAUGAUCCUGAAACCAACAAAUUCCCUGUCUGUCCUUCAAAAACAAGCACAAUGUUACCUUCUUGAUUAGAGAUGUCUUUUCUUAAUCACUAUAGAAUAAGAUGAAUGAGUUGCACAAAGACUAGCAUUGCUGCCUCAGCUUUUGGGUUUUGCAUGUUCUCCUCCUGUGUGUUUCAUUUGGAAAUCCAUUCCUUCAGAUGUACUGGAGUUCAAGUCAGGGUAUAUUGCCACCUCAAGCCAAGAUAAGCUCCAGGGGUCUCAUUUAUAAAGCGUGCAUACGCACAAAACGGGGCUGGAAACGUGCGUACGCCAGUUUUCGCGUAAAGGUUGUGAUCUAUAAAAAACAAACUUGACGGAAAAAUGUAUGCACCUUUAAGCAAACUUUGAGACGUGCGUGCGCACAUUCUGGAGACAAAAAGAAUUGGCGACACAGAUGGUGAGGUCGUGAACUAAAGUUAGAUUGUAGAAAAUACAUGUGAGAAGAACGAUUAUAAGAAUGAAUGACAUUUAAUUUUCACUCCAUUUCAUACGUUAUUACCACAUUAUCAUGAAGAAAUCCAACAGUUUUAUUUGUGCCGAUUGUUUUAGGCUAUAUACAUCUAGUAAAAUCCAAACGUAAUUCAAAAUGUAUUAAAAAUAAAAUAAUAAUAAUAAUAAUAAUAAUCAGCUCUACUCCGUACAGGGUGUAUCCUGCCUUGAUGCCCAAUGACGCCUGAGGAUAGGCACAGGCUCCCCGUGACCCGAGUAGUUCGGAUAAGCGGUAGAAGAUGAAUGAAUGAAUGAAUAAUCAGCGCUGCCUUACAGUCUCAUUGUCCACAACGGGAGCGCAGGAGGAGAUGGCUCGACUACAUGUAAUACAAAAUAGCAUGAAAUACCCUUUUAUUAGAGAACUGCAGAACACAGUGUAAAAACGAAAUAUUUUCCUUAAUGUACAUAUAGCUAUCAUAAAAUGUCAAAGUCUGCAAGUACAGUCAUGAAGCACAAUCGCUACUCAUCAUCGGUCCUAAUUACUGUGUUCAUUACAAAACCGUCAUGAAGAAGCAUGUGUUCACUAUAACAUUUUCGUCUUAAAAUUUCACCACAAAUUAAUUCUGUGAUCUUGUCAAGGUGUUAACGAUCAGUCUAAUUGCUAGAAACAUAUAAAUCCUCCGGUGACCCGGGUAUGUAAUGCUUCAUGAUGGCACUGCUGGCACUGUUGGAGGAUUACGCCAAUGGCAGAAUAAGGAGAGAACGAGUUUUCAGGGACAAUGAUGAUGACUGGCUAAUAAGCCGAUUUAGAUUCCCUAGAGCUGUGCUCUUAGAUCUAUGUGCUGAAUUGGGUCCAGUAUUAGAUAGGGCAACACGCCGGAACCAUGCCAUCCCAGUCCAAAUUACAAGUCCUCACCACUUUGGGGUUCUUGGCAACCGGCUGUUUCCAGCGGGAAUUGGCAGACAGGUAAAUUAUUUAUAUAUAAAAAAAAAAACUAUAAGUAAUCCUCAACUUUGUGUCUAAGACCUUUUUGUAUAUGAAAUAAUUCUAUUGGAAUCUAUCAUCUCACCCCUAUAGGUCUGGUAUAUCACAGCCGUCCCUGAGUGCCAUAAUAUCUGUCUUUUUGAAUGGUAUACUUAAUAUGGGUAGUCGAUACUUCAGGUUCCCCUACACUGUGCGAGAACAGGCCGAAAUUAAAAUGCAGUUUGCAGCAAUGUCUGGUUUCCCAAAUGUAAUCGGCGCAUGACUGCGCUCAUGUUGCUAUAAGGGCACCAUCUGAAAAUGAAUUUGCUUAUGUUAAUAGAAAGCAUGUGCAUUCUAUUAAUGUGCAAAUCAUAUGUAACUCCAACAUGACCCUCACAAACACUGUGGCACGCUGGCCUGGUUCAACACAUGAUUCCUUUAUCUUGACACAUAGCAGUGUAGGGAACAGACUAAAUGCAGGCGCAGUACAUGAUGGCUGGCUUCUUGGUGAGUUUAACAAUAUUAAAAAGUAGAAACUGUAACAAAAUGUUGCUUUUAAUAUAAUUAUAACCUGCAGGCGACAGUGGCUACCCCCUGAGACGCUGGCUCUUCACCCCAUUUUUAAACCCGCAGAGGAAACUCAUUAUAAUGAGGUCCACUCUCGUGAUUUGCAUUGACUAUUUAUGGUUAAAAAUGGGCGUGUACAGGGCGGGAUUUGAGUCUGGUUCACGUACGCACAUCUGUGGGUGAUCUGUGAUUUAUA
Tachysurus vachellii is the source of this 6656-nucleotide messenger RNA. RefSeq names its product coiled-coil domain-containing protein 180-like. NCBI's taxonomy places the organism in Eukaryota, Metazoa, Chordata, Actinopteri, Siluriformes, Bagridae. Bases 1 to 4431 code for a protein of 1476 amino acids. The record is from RefSeq and is a predicted model, not a curated record. The transcript has 37 exons.